This is a messenger RNA of Eremomyces bilateralis CBS 781.70, 2504 nucleotides long. RefSeq lists its product as uncharacterized. Gene Ontology annotation, cellular component: nucleus. Gene Ontology annotation, molecular function: protein binding; mRNA binding. Gene Ontology annotation, biological process: mRNA 3'-end processing. Bases 109 to 2352 code for a protein of 747 amino acids. The record is from RefSeq and is a predicted model, not a curated record. NCBI's taxonomy places the organism in Eukaryota, Fungi, Ascomycota, Dothideomycetes, Eremomycetales, Eremomycetaceae. The transcript is spliced from 2 exons.
UCUACGACCGAUUCUUCACCAUCUUCCCUCAAGCUGUGAGUCGCUCCUUUUCCUUGAAGCGCACCAGCUAACUGUCCCCAGGCGGAGCAAUGGGUCGCUUACGCCAAUAUGGAACUGGAAAACAACGAAAUCCCGCGAGUCACGCAGAUUCUUGGGACUUCCUUGGCAAAGGUCAGGAAUGUUCAGUUGUGGAAAGUCUACCUGGACUUCGUGCGACGAUUCAACAAUCUCACAACCGAUCUCAGUGGAACUGCUCGACGAACGGUUUCUGAAGCUUUCGAGCGCGUCUUGCAAGAGGUCGGGACGGACAAGGAUUCGGGUGAGAUUUGGCGGGAAUAUAUUCAAUUCCUUCGAUCAGGACCCGGCAAUCUCGGUGGCGGCGGAUGGCAAGAUCAGCAGAAAAUGGAUCUCUUGCGAAAGGCGUAUCAGAGAGCCACGUCGGUACCCACUGACGCCGUCAUUCCGCUGUGGAAGGAAUAUGACGCUUUCGAGACUGGCUUGAACAGGACAACCGGUCGUAAACUCCUCCAGGAACGCUCCCCGACCUACAUCACGGCAAGAAGUGCAAACAUCGCACUACAAAAUGUCACGAACGGAUUGCGAAGGACAACUUUGCCGCGCCUUCCCCCUGCGCUGGGCUUUGACGGGGAUGUGGAAUACAUGGAACAGGUCCACCUUUGGCAGAAAUGGGUGGAGUGGGAGAAAGAAGAUCCACUGGUUCUCAAAGAUGAAGAUCUCGCUGCAUACAAUCGGAGGAUCUUGUACGCCUAUCGACAGGCCCUCAUGGCUUUGUGGUUCUGGCCUCCAAUGUGGUACGAUGCCAUCGAGUUCUGCUUCCGGAACGGCAUGAAGGAAGACGGGGAGAAGCUUCUAGAUGAUGGCACCGAUGCGAAUCCGGAAAGCUGUCUCUUGGCAUUCAGGAAGGCUGACCACCUUGAGAUGACUACACCACACGCCGACGGUGACGAUGAUAUCCAGAAGAGGGCCGAUGCAAUCAAGCAGCCUUACGACAAGCUCUUGGACACACUCUAUGGUCUCGUUGACAAAGUCAAGGCCCGGGAAGCGCGUGCGGCAGGCAUCGCCAAAGAAAACUUCGAAGAGCAGCAGAAGAGGGAAGCUCCAGAGAGCGACGAUGAAGAGGAUGCAGGAGCGAGAGAGGAGGCGCUUCGAAAGGCCGCCCUUGACGCACAACUCGGUGCCAUCAAGAAGGGCCAUGCUGCGCAAAUCAAGAUGAUAUCCAGGACCAUUUCGUUCUCAUGGAUUGCUUUAAUGCGAGCCAUGAGGAGAGUGCAAGGCAAAGGCAAGAUGGUUGACGUCACACACAAAGGCAGCCUAGUCAAGAAGGAAUGGGUCGGUGGCCUCCGGGGUUAUUUGCGAGAGGCACGUGGUAGAGGUCGCAUGACGAGCGACGUCUUCGUUGCCAGUGCUCUUAUGGAGUACCACUGCUACAAAGAUCCGGCUUCCAAACGAAUCUUCGACGCCGGAUUCAAGCUUUUCCCCGAAGACGAACAAUUCGCCCUCGCAUACAUGAAGCACCUCAUCAACACGAACGACGUCACCAAUGCUCGAGCGGUGUUCGAAACGGCGGUCUCCAAACUUUCGAAGAAACCCGAGAACGUCCCCAGGGCCAAAGUCUUGUUCCAGUUCUUGCACGAAUAUGAAUGCCAGUACGGCGAACUCAGCCAGAUCGUCAAGCUCGAGCAGCGGAUGGCGGAUCUCUUCCCCGAAGACCCUCGCCUCACCCGAUUCACCCAGCGAUACAUCUUCCAAUCCUUCGACCCCACCGCCGUCCGCCUCGUCACCUCCCCGGCCGCCCAGAUGCGACCCAAAAUGGCCCUCCCCCCGCAAAUCCACGAGCCCGCCCAGACCGGCGGCUAUCGCGCCCCAACCCCCCAAAUCAGCUCUCCUCGCCCGCUUCCGAUGCAACUAGCUCAACCAGGCCAAUCCCCCUCCGCUCUCGCCGCCGCGUUCGUCGCUUCCAACAGCUCUACCAACUCCCCCAAGCGGCCCCUCCCCGCCGACGAAUCCGACAACGACUCCCUCGGCAUCGGGUCCCGCAAACUGGCGCGUACGGACCGCAGCGAGUCCCCGCUGAAAGGCGCGGCAGGGCGACGGCUCGACGCGCAACGACGGCUCGGCGGUGGUGGUGGCGGCGGGGCAGGCACGCCAGGGAUCGGGAUCCAGCGCGGCGGGGUGGAGCCGCUGCCGAACAUGGUGAUGUUCCUGUUGGGGAUCCUGCCGAACGCGGAGAAGUACCAGGGGUCGGCGCGGUUCAAUGCGGAGCGGGUGGUGGACUUGUUGCGGGGUGUGGACUUGGGUCGAGCGAAUACGUCGGGAGGGAAGCGAUGGUAGGGAGGCGGGGUAUGUGGACGAUGCUUUCACGGAAGGGGGUUUCUCUCGGGUCGUUGCAGUUCGGAUACAUGGUGCCCGAAAGGUUGGAAUCUUGAUCCAUUGCAUUGGGGUUGGCCGUUCGGGGUUAUGCCGGAAUGGGUCUGGACAGGUCA